Messenger RNA from Copidosoma floridanum, 1250 nucleotides. RefSeq names its product aurora kinase B-like. Gene Ontology annotation, biological process: protein phosphorylation. The record is from RefSeq and is a predicted model, not a curated record. Gene Ontology annotation, molecular function: protein kinase activity; ATP binding. Lineage: Eukaryota; Metazoa; Arthropoda; Insecta; Hymenoptera; Encyrtidae.
UCGUGUACCUACUUAUGUGUGUAGGUAUAUAAUGUUAUUGUCGUGAGUCGUGAGUGCCGUGAGGUUAUACACAUACGGUACUUUUAAUAAGUAGUCGAUUGAUAAUAGGACUUACUUAGUUUAUUGUUACUAGUUUGGUGCAUUUAAUUUUCUAUACAUUCUUACAGAUAUAUACGUGAUUAUGUGAUGUAUUUAUACUCAACUCGUGUGCUUUAGUAUAGAUUUACUGUUGUCCUUUCGUAAUUUCACGGAAGCUGGGAUCUUGAGGUGAUAUUUCAGGUAAACAUACCUGCUGCUGUAAAGUCAGUAUAACAAUGACAGAUUGUGACUUCAGGAUUCCCCAAAAAAUUCCUCAAGAAUUUUUUGCCCUUAUUGAAAAAACUGAGCACAUUAUGAAAGAACAUAUUGAGAAUCGAGGUGAUAAAUUUCAGUGGAAUCUCCAAGAUUUUUAUACAGGUGCUUUACUUGGUGAAGGCAAGUUUGGCCGAGUGUAUUUGGCAAUAGAAAAGAAAACCAAGAUAGUGGUAGCUCUAAAAAGUCUCAACAAAUUCGAACUGAUUAAUAACGGUAUUGAGAAGCAAGUUCUGAGGGAAAUAGACAUUCAGUCGCACUUGAAGCAUCACCGCAUCCUAGAACUCUUGACACAUUUUGACGACAACGAAAAGAUCUACUUGGUACUAGAGUUUGCUGCUGGAGGUGAGGUAUACAAGAUGCUGAAGAAACAGCCCAAUCAACGAUUCAGCGAAAAACGAUCUGCUAAGUACAUUUACCAAGUAGCAGACGCCUUGGAGUACUGUCAUAAAAAUGGCGUUAUUCAUAGGGACAUUAAACCGGAAAACUUGCUCCUUACGCAUGAUGGUGAUAUCAAGCUGGCCGAUUUUGGCUGGUCGAUUCACUCACCCUUGAAGAAAUGUACCUUUAUGUGCGGUACUCUGGACUACCUACCACCAGAAAUGAUAAAUGGACAGGAAUAUGACUUUUCUGUAGAUCACUGGAGUCUUGGAAUCAUGUGCUACGAGUUUCUAGUUGGAGAUCCACCUUUUUUCAGCCAAAGGACCAGCGCUACCUUUGUAAAGAUCAACAAGGUCGAUAUAACAUGGCCCCCUCUUAUCACUGCUGGAGCUAAGGACUUGAUUUCAAACCUGCUCCAAAUCAACAGCACCAAGAGAAUGCCGCUCCAAAACGUUAAAACUCAUUUCUGGAUCCAAGAGAACAUAGAUGCAAAUGAUACGUGUAAAAAGAGACAUUAA